AUGGUCGCGAGACGUUGUCGUCGUCAUCACUUGAGCCGGACUGGCCAGCCAAAACCAACACGGCCGCCGCAGCUACUCACCUGGGACCAAGUGCCGUCGUGGUACGCCCAGACGGACCGGAUCCGCACAGGUUUCCGCCCGGUCACGCAGUCGACGGCCGAGUGCCUCGCAUCCCUGGCAUAUCUGCACAACGAGUCGGUCAACAUUUACAGCCACCUGAUCCCAUCUCUGGUGUUCCUCGUCGCCGCGGUGGUUCUAUUCGACGUGUGCCUCUUCACUCCGCUCAUGUCCUCCCGGUGGUACCCGGGCGCGUCGUGGCUGGACAUUCUGAUGAUCCGCUUCUUCCUGUUCACCAGCGCGGUGUGCUUCGGCGUGUCGGCCGUGUACCAUGUCCUCGUGUGCCAUUCGAGGGCGAUGGCGGAGCGCUGGGUCAGGCUUGAUUACGCGGCGAUUGUGUUGCAGAUCUGGGGCAGCUUUCUGAGCGGCUUGUACAUGUGCUUUUAUUGCGAGCCAGGAUUGCGGAAUGGGUAUUGGGCCAUGAUCACCACCUUGUCCGUUAUAACAGCACUCAUCGUGCUCGAUGCCAGGCUGCAAAGUCUGCAGUGGCGAAUGCUGCGGCUCUGGGCAUUCGUGGCCACGGGGUUGUCUGCUUUUGCGCCAAUCGCGCAUGCCGUCCUCAUCUUUCCCUACGGCCAGCUUGACAAACAGUCCGGACUUAGGUACUACUACCUGGAGGGUGUGUUCAUCCUGCUCGGCGCAGUCGUCUACGCCACACAUUGGCCAGAGUCCUCGAGGCCGAACAAGUACGAUAUCUGGGGCGCUUCGCAUCAGCUCUUCCAUGUGCUCGUCGUUCUGGGCGCCCUUGCUCACCUCUACGGCAUCUUUAGUGCCUUUGAUUGGAACUAUCGACAUCCUCGCUGUCCUGUGCCUGCAACGGGUCAAGAAUCCUGACGGAGCUUGCUUGUCUUCACAUGAGUUGGGACGUCGGAUCCGCGUGCCAGAAAUCCACUGGAAAAUAGACAUAGACUAGAACGAAGAGACACCUAGAAUACAUGAUGCAACUAGCAUAGACUAG
This is a messenger RNA of Microdochium trichocladiopsis, 1075 nucleotides long. RefSeq names its product mPR-like GPCR protein. Gene Ontology annotation, molecular function: signaling receptor activity. Bases 1 to 951 code for a protein of 316 amino acids. Lineage: Eukaryota; Fungi; Ascomycota; Sordariomycetes; Xylariales; Microdochiaceae. Gene Ontology annotation, cellular component: membrane. The transcript has 4 exons. The record is from RefSeq and is a predicted model, not a curated record.